GUCGCCACGCGCCCCGUCACCACUCGGGAGACCCUGCCCCUCCCAACUCCUGGCCCCCAGGCCUGUGGCGGCUGGGUCCGUUGGAGGCAGUACUAUGGAGGAAGAGCCUAUCGAAGGGUUGCCCGACCACCGCGGCUCAGGCGAGGCGAACUCGUCCAGCGACAUCCGGGACCUGUGGACCACCACCUCACUGUCGGAGUCACAACAGAACCUGCCGCUGUUCAAGGUCUGCGAGAACUUCGACGAAGAGGGUAUCUACGUAGACAAGACUCAGUGGUACAAACAAACCCGCGUCUGGGAAGAUGAUGAAGAGGACGAGAGCCACAGCUUCCCAGAGGAACCGCAGGAAGGCAGCUCCACGGAGCCCCCCGCGGGGAAGAAGGGAGACAGUUCCAGGAGCAAGGCCGAAAAACGUCACUCAAUGUCAUCGGUGGAAGGCUCCAGACAUGCACCCCAUCUAGCCUACUGGGCAGAGCAGCAGAACAGGCUGCCACUGCCCCUGAGGGAGCUCAUGAAGAAUGAAGCUCUGGAAAUUCUCAACAAAACCCUCCGGAGCUACCGGUCAGGAAUUGGCAGGGACCAUUUCCUGACCAAGGAGCUGCAGCGAUACAUCGAAGGGAUCAAGAAGCGCCAGGACACGGGACAGAACAUCUGAAACUAAGAACACCACCUCGGUCUCUCAGCAGCAGCCCGACUCCAGCGCCGUGCCCUGCCCGGCCCCCAGACCCAAGCCCGACCCUGUCUGCGUGGAAUUUUAGCCCUAGAUAAAUAAAAGAGUCUGUGCACGGUCCUUGAA
Messenger RNA from Microcebus murinus (gray mouse lemur), 796 nucleotides. RefSeq names its product catsper channel auxiliary subunit zeta (gene CATSPERZ). NCBI's taxonomy places the organism in Eukaryota, Metazoa, Chordata, Mammalia, Primates, Cheirogaleidae. The record is from RefSeq and is a predicted model, not a curated record. Gene Ontology annotation, biological process: sperm capacitation; flagellated sperm motility. Gene Ontology annotation, cellular component: sperm principal piece; CatSper complex.